AAAACUAAUACACACAACAAAGGAAGAAAGGAAGAGCUAAAAAACAACCUAAAAAGGCGUCAAUCUAAACUCAUCUAGAGAGAAAGUUAGAGAGAGAAAUGAGGUAAGUAAUCUACUCAUGAAUCUGCUUCUCAUCUCCCUAAAAAGUUCUCUCUCCAUUAUACUUAUUGUAUUGAGACAAGAGAAUAUUAAACAAAAAUUAUAAUAAAAAAAAAAUAAAAGAUGACACAAAAAGUAGAAUAGAUCACUCUGCCCAGAAAGCAUUUUUCAGAAAUCCUUGCAACUGAAAGUACCCACCUUUACUAUUUUACAUCACCUCUGUUUUUCUCUCUCUCUCUCUCUCUCUUUCUCUCUCUAAAAUAAAAGGUGCAUUUACCAUACUCUUGAUUUUAAACUAAUUUGUCACACUUGGCUUUCUUUGUAAUAUAUAUGAAAAAGUUGGUUUUGUUUUUAUAUUUUUCGUUACAUUUGUUACCAUUUCCUCAUCCGGUUCUGGGAUACAUACCAUUGGUGGUUGAACGAAAAAGUGACUGUCUUAGCUUUUAUCGAUCUCUUAGAGAGAGAGAGUAGAUCCCACUCUUUUGAGGCUGCUGAGAAUUGAUUAAAUCAGGAGAGAAUUUUAAAGUUUAUUUUGGAUUUGUGGGUUGUUCAGAUUAGUGGGAAUGAAGUUGAUUCAGUACGUUAUAGCGGGUAUCUGAAAACCCAAUUUGAAGAUAGUUGUGCCAUUUGUUGGUUGCUUCGGAUUUUCCGGUCACCGGAACUCAAAGAUCCGGAGAAAGUUAACUUGGAAUUCAAUUCUAAUUCUGGGGUUUAUCAGAGAUUCAAAAGAGUUUCAAUUGUGAGCUGAAAAAAAAGGCUUUCCAGGUUGUUUGAUUCUCUACAGUAAGAUGAGAGCGGGAUUAAGUACGAUCCAGCAAACCCUAACGCCGGAGGCGGCGAGUGUACUGAACCACUCGAUCGCCGAAGCCGGCCGUCGGAAUCACGGCCAGACUACACCGCUUCACGUGGCGGCGACCCUUCUGGCGUCGCCGUCUGGCUUCCUCCGACAAGCUUGUAUUCGAUCCCAUCCCAAUUCUUCGCACCCUCUUCAGUGCCGUGCUCUAGAGCUCUGCUUCAGCGUGGCCCUCGACCGACUCCCCACCGCCCAAACCACCACCUCCGCCGUGGAACCCCCAAUUUCCAAUGCUUUAAUGGCGGCGCUAAAGCGGGCACAGGCGCAUCAGCGGCGAGGUUGCCCCGAGCAGCAACAGCAGCCACUUCUUGCAGUGAAGGUUGAGCUCAGUCAGCUCAUAAUUUCCAUUCUUGAUGACCCGAGUGUGAGUAGAGUCAUGCGUGAAGCAAGCUUUUCGAGCCCAGCUGUUAAGGCAACAAUUGAACAAUCACUGAAUUCUCAGGCGGGUACUGCAAAUUCAUCAAUGAUUGGAAUUGGGUUUCGACCAACACCAACUCCGAUGCCAAGUCGUAAUCUGUAUUUGAAUCCUCGUCUGCAACAGGGAAAUUCAACGAAUUCUGCUCAGUCAGGUCAACAUAGAAACGAGGAAAUUAAACGGGUUAUUGACAUAUUGUUGAGAACGAAGAACAGAAACCCGGUUUUGGUUGGUGACUCGGAGCCAGAGACCAUGUUGAGGGAGCUUUUGAGGAGAAUUGAGAAGGGGGAGUUGGAUGAAGGACCACUCAAGAAUGUUCAGGUGAUUCCAAUUGUGAAGGAGCUUGCCUUAGAUAGAAUGCAAAUGCUGGAUAAGGUUAAGGAAUUGGGGAACCUACUAGAAGGUCGAAUUGGGAGUUCGAAUGGUGCAGGGGUUAUUCUUGAUUUGGGUGAUUUGAAAUGGCUUGUUGAGCAGAAUGUGAGUGUUGGAGUUUGGGGUUCAGGUGGAGUGCCUCAACAGGUUGUCUCUGAGAUAGGGCGUGUGGCCGUGGCGGAGAUGGGGAAGCUGUUGGCGAGGUUCGGAGAGGGUAGUAAAGGUAGGGUUUGGCUGAUUGGAACUGCUACAUGUGAGACUUAUUUGAGGUGCCAGGUCUAUCAUCCUUCAAUGGAAAAGGAUUGGGAUCUGCAGGCAGUGCCAAUUGCUUCAAGAUCACCUCUUCCGGCUAUGUUUCCGAGGCUGGGAGUCAAUGGAAUUCUUAGCAGCUCAGUUGAGUCUCUAAGCCCAUUGAAGAGUUUCCCAAUGGCAACAACAGCUCUGCCAAGACGUGCCACUGAGAACUUGGAUCCUGCUCGAAGAAUGAGCUGUUGCCCACAAUGUAAGGAGAACUACGAGCAGGAGCUAGCAAAACUGGAAUUAAAGCAGUUCGAGAAAUCAUCUUCUGAAAUUAUAUCAGAUGCAACUCAGCCACCACUGCCACAAUGGCUGCAAAAUGCUAAAGUCUGUAAUAGUGAUGUCAAAACAAGGGAUCAGUCGCAGGAUCAAGAAAUGAUCUUCAAGCAGAAAAGUCAAGAAUUACAGAAGAAAUGGAGUGAUACAUGCUUGCAUGUUCACCCUAAUUUUCAUAACAGUCUCCGUUCUGAGAGAUCUGUUCCUGCAGCUCUUUCUAUCACAGGUUUGUACAAUCCAAACCUGCUUGUGUGCAAUCCAUUACAACCCAAGUUACAACAAACCCGAAAUGUUGGGGAAACUCGGCAAUUGAAUCCUAAUCCAGUGGCCAGGCAACAUUUGGAUUGUGCGGGUAGUCCUCCUCGAAGCCCGGUGAGGACAGACCUUCUUCUUGGACCGAUAAAGACAACUGAGACCUAUCCUGAAAAACCCCAUAUAGAAUGUGCUAAAGACGUCUUGGGCUGCAUAUCUUCUGAACCACAAGCCAAGUUCCCUUUGCAGAGCGAAAAAUUUGCUAAUAAAUUAGAUGCCGACUCAUUUAAGAAACUCCUCAAGGGUCUAAUGGAAAAGGUGUGGUGGCAACGCGAAGCAGCUUCUGCAGUGGCCAACACUGUGACCCAGUGCAAAUUAGGCAAUCGAAAACAGCGGGGUGCUGGAUCGAAAGGUGACAUUUGGCUACUAUUUACUGGCCCCGACAGAGUGGGCAAGAAGAAGAUGGCAUCAGUUCUUUCAGAGCAAGUAUGCGGGGCCAAUCCAGUAAUGAUAUGUCUUGGGUCACGACGUGAUGAUGGGAAAUCAGAUGUGAAUUUCCGUGGUAAAACAGUUCUUGAUCGGAUUGCAGAGGCAGUUCGUAGGAAUCCAUUUUCAGUGAUUAUGCUCGAGGACAUUGAUGAAGCAGAUAUGCUAGUGCGUGGGAGCAUAAAAAGGGCAAUGGAGAGAGGUCGGCUGAUUGACUCUCAUGGGCGUGAGAUCAGCAUUGGGAAUGUUAUAUUCAUACUCACUGCAAAUGGGGUGCCGGAUAAUCUCAAAAGCUCACUAGAUGGUGAUUUGCUUGACGAAAAGAAGCUUGCUUCUCUAGCAAGUGGCAGUUGGCAGUUAAGGCUAUCCAUCGGUGAAAAGAGUGCCAAGCGCCCUGCAAACUGGCUACACGAUGAAGACAGGCCGACAAAGCCUAGGAAAGAAAUCGGUUCUGGUCUAUCUUUUGACCUUAAUCAAGUGGCUGACAUUGAAGAUGAUAGGACCGAUGGGUCUCACAAUUCAAGCGAUCUCACCAUUGAUCAUGAAAGCGAGCAUGGCCUUGACAACAAGAGAUUCUCCAUUACAUCACUGCCUCAUGAUUUGGUCGAUUCCUUGGAUGAUGCCAUCCUAUUCAAACCUGUCUCCAGUGGCCCCAUUCGCAGGGAGAUUGAAAACGCAAUCACAAAGAAGUUUCACUCUGUGGUAGAUAUUGAUAAGCUUUCAAUACAAGUGGAAAAUGAGGCUCUUGAGAAGAUUUUGGGCGGGAUAUGGAUUGGUCAAACUGGCUUAGGAGAGUGGGCGGAAAAGGUCUUGCUUCCCAGCUUCCACCAGCUCAAGGCACACCUUCCCUCCACCAGCAUUGCCUCAUCCGAUGAAGCUAUGGUCGUCCGGCUCGAACUCGACAACGUCUCGGAUAGCCCAAGCAAUGGAGAUUGGCUACCAAGUAAAAUCACAGUAAUGGUUGAAAGAGUAUAAGAGUGAAUACUUUUGGCAUUUAGUUAUUUCUCUUGGACAGAGAUGUAAAUAUAGCUCAACUGUUUGGCGGGUGAGUCCAACGGUUGGAAAAGGAUAAAAACAGAAGCAAAAUGAGGGAGAGUAAUAGAAUCUUGAACGGUUCUAACCCUUUUUUAAUUAUUUAAUUUUUUACGUAUAUGUAGUUACACUAGUUCUCUUAAAAAUAUUUUUUAAUUACAUAGACGAUGAUUAAUAAGAUGAGGCAUUCCUUUUUA
Cornus florida is the source of this 4279-nucleotide messenger RNA. RefSeq names its product protein SUPPRESSOR OF MAX2 1-like. Bases 888 to 4025 code for a protein of 1045 amino acids. The record is from RefSeq and is a predicted model, not a curated record. NCBI's taxonomy places the organism in Eukaryota, Viridiplantae, Streptophyta, Magnoliopsida, Cornales, Cornaceae. Gene Ontology annotation, molecular function: ATP binding; ATP hydrolysis activity. The transcript is spliced from 3 exons.